AUGGGUUCUAUCUCUCAACACCUGGCUGAGCUCGAUGCCUCGAAUUACAAGGUCACCCGAUCUACCACUCUGCGUGAUGUGCCUCUUCCCGGCUCCCCAGAGGAAUUGAGCCACUCCCACUGCACUGACCACAUGGUCACUGUUCGAUGGACCGAUACCAAUGGCUGGGAGACACCCGAAGUGAAGCCAUACCAGAAUCUCAGCAUCCCACCUACAGCAUCGUGCCUUCACUACGCUACUGAAUGUUUCGAGGGAAUGAAAGUUUACCGUGGCUACGAUGGCAAGCUGCGUUUAUUCCGUCCAGACUGCAACGGUGAGCGUCUGAGCAACAGUGCCCAGCGCUCUUCGCUUCCUGGUUUCAAGUACGACCAGUUGAAGAAGCUCGUUGCUAAGUUGAUGCAAAUUGACGGUCCUCGCUGGCUAGCCAAGACCCGUUCAGGUUCAUUCCUCUACAUCCGCCCUACUAUGAUCGGCAAUGGCCCGCACCUCGGCGUCCAGGUUCCUAAGGAAGCCCUUCUCUUCGUCAUUGCCGUGCCCUGGCCCGACACCUCGAGCACGGGCUUGAGACUCUAUGCCUCCACCCCGGAUACUAUCCGUGCCUGGCCCGGUGGCUUCGGAUACGCGAAGCUGGGCGCAAAUUACGGACCAUCGUUGCAAGCACAUGGACAAGCCAAGGCCAUGGGAUUCGAUCAGAUUCUCUGGCUAUUUGGUGAGGAUCGUCAAGUGACAGAGGCUGGUGCUAGUAACUUCUUUAUUAUCUGGCGGGAUGCGAGUAGCGGCAAGUUGGAGCUUGUUACUGCACCCUUGGAGAAUCAGCUUAUUCUGCCUGGUGUUACUCGCCGCAGUGUACUUGAAUUGGUCUCUGAGAGACUCUCCAACCAAGCUGUUGGAUCACUGGAGCCGCUGAAGGUUGUGGAGCGGACCUUGACUAUUGCGGAGAUUGAGAAGGCUGCGGAGGAGGGUCGAAUUGUGGAGUCUUUUGUCUCUGGCACUGCUUACUUCAUUACCCCUGUUGCUAUGAUUCGGAACGUCAACACUGAUAUCAGCACACUGGGUCCCAAUGGCGAGCCUGCGGGCUAUGCUGCUCUUAUUAAGUCUUGGCUCGAGCACAUCAUGUUUGGCAAGGAAGAGCACGAUUGGGGCUACGUCAUUGAGGACGAGGAGAACUAA
Molecule: messenger RNA, 1170 nt
Organism: Penicillium malachiteum
Lineage: Eukaryota; Fungi; Ascomycota; Eurotiomycetes; Eurotiales; Aspergillaceae
Product: branched-chain amino acid aminotransferase, cytosolic
Exons: 3
Coding region: 1-1170 (389 amino acids)
Biological process (GO): L-leucine biosynthetic process; L-valine biosynthetic process
Cellular component (GO): mitochondrion
Molecular function (GO): branched-chain-amino-acid:2-oxoglutarate transaminase activity
Source: RefSeq, a predicted model, not a curated record